CGGCGGCAGCAGCAGCAGCGUCGCCGCCGUCGUCGUCCUCCUCCUCCUCUUUCCCGUCAUGCGCCGCGGCCGCCCGCCCCCUCCGAGUCGCCAUGUUGUCGGAGUGAAAGGCAGGGAGCCGGAGCGCACCGGGCCCGACAAUCCGCCACCAUCCACCCGCUCCGCCUGUGCUGGUGGAAUGAGCGUUUGUGUACUGAAGAGGAAAGCAGUGCUUUGGCAGGACUCCUUCAGCCCCCAUCUCAGACAGCCCCCCCUCGAGACCGUGCCCCUCAACAUGCCUGUGGUUCUCACCACUGGACCGGGAGCCCCCGGGCCGGGCCAGCCGCCUCAGGCUCCGCCCCCGAACCACACGUCCACCCCUGGGCAGGUGACACCCGGCGGCCGUUCCCAGGACGAUGCCAUGGUGGACUACUUCUUCCAGCGUCAGCACGGGGAUCAGCCAGGGGUGGGGUACAACAAUGGCAAGCACCGCUGGCCCACUGGAGACAGUAUUCAUGGUGACAGCCAGGUGCGCUCCAUGGACGAGCUGAACCAUGACUUCCAGGCCCUGGCACUCGAAGGCCGCGAGCAGCUCUUACCAGGGAAGAAGUUUUGGGAGUCGGAAGAGCCCGGAAAAGAUGGACCAAAGGGGAUCUUCCUGGACCAGUGGAGGGACAGUGCCUGGGCGGCAUCAGACCACUCCGUGUCGCAACCCAUCAUGGUGCAGCGCCGGCCCGGCCAGGGUUUCCACGGCAGCAGCGAGGUGGGGUCUGUGCUGUCGCCGCGGUCCGAGAGCGGUGGCCUUGGGGUCAGCAUGGUGGAGUACGUGCUUAGCUCCUCACCUGCUGAGAAGCUGGAGCCCUGCCUGAGCAAGAGAGCCUUUGGACCGCGGGACCCUGAGGCGGACGACGGAGACAAGCGUGAGAAGAAGCAGAAGGCACCAUUUGAUCCGGACAAGCUGAAGGAGCUGAAGGAGGUGGAGGGUGAUGUCAUGGACAACCCCAAUGGCCUCCCACUGCAGAACGGCAUCGACGUGGACGUGAAGGAGCCCUUCAGCCGCACGCCGGGAAACUGCCCCCCUCCCGGGACCGAAGUAGACCUGCUGGGAGCCGGCCAGGGUCCUGCGGAAGGCCUGUCCCAGCUGGGCGGCGGCAGCGGCCCCAAGCCGGUGGAGGAUUUUGCCGGAGUCGAGUCCCAGAGCGUGCCGAUGGACCCCAUGGAGUCGGUAGGCAUGGAGCAGCUGCAGUUUGACUACGCGGGCGGCCAGAUGCCCAUGGACUCGUCCGGUGCCGCCGUCGGCCUCUUUGACUACAGCUCCCAGCAGCAGCUCUUUCAGAGGCCUGGAGCGCUGGCCGUCCAGCAGCAGCAGUACGCCUUGGCCGCAGCCCAACAGCCCCACAUCGGUCUCGCCCCGGCCGCCUUUGUCCCGAACCCUUACAUCAUCAGUGCUGCACCUCCUGGUACGGACCCGUAUUCUGCUGGUUUGGCUGCCGCUGCCACUCUCGGUCCAGCCGUGAUGCCCCACCAGUAUUAUGGUGUCACCCCCUGGGGCGUGUACCCUGCCAACCUCUUCCAGCAGCAGGCAGCGGCCGCAGCCGCUGCGUCCAGCUCAGCCAGUCAGCAGGCGGCCGGCCAGUCCCAGCAGAACCAGCAGCAGGUGAUGCGUGCAGGAGGCAACCAGAGGCCCCUGACCCCGAACCAGAGCCAGCAGGGCCAGCAGACGGAGCAGCUGGUGGCCGCCGCUGCCGUCAACUCCGCCCUGGCGUUCGGGCAAGGCCUGGCCGCUGGGGUGCCCGGGUACCCAGUCCUGGCCCCUGCUGCCUACUAUGAUCAGACGGGAGCGCUGGUGGUGAACACGGGGGCUCGGAGCGGACCGGUUCGCCUGAUGGCUCCCGCCUCCGUUAUCAUCAGCCCCACGGCAGCGCAAGCAGCCGUGGCAGCAGCAGCUGCCUCGGCGAACAGUGCCAGCGGUGGUUUGGCGGGCAGCGCCAGCGGACCCUUCCGCACCCUGGGCUCUCAGCAGCCCCCAGCCCAGCAGCCAGGCAGCGCUCUGCCCUCCAGCUCCUUCUACGGCUCCAACUCGAUGAGCUCCAGCUCCCAGGGCAGCUCACUGUUCUCCCAGGGCUCGGCGGCGCCCCCUGCGGGUACUUCGCUGGGCGGUGGCGGAGGGUCCUCAUCCCUGGGGGCCACACUUAGCGCCACGCUGGGCGGAUUUGGAACAGCAGUGCCCAGCUCCAGCGCGGGCAGCGGUUCGCGGCGUGACUCUCUGACGGGCAGCUCAGAGCUCUACAAGCGCACGCCGAGCAGCCUCACCCCCAUCGGGCACGGUUUCUACAACGGCCUGGGCUUCUCAUCCUCGCCCGGCCCCGUCGGCAUGCCCCUGCCCAACCAGGGCCCGAGCCACUCCUUGACUCCGCCCCCCUCGCUCUCCACCCAUGGUUCCUCCUCCAGCCUCAACCUGGGAGGGCUCCCCAAUGGCAGCGGGCGCUACAUCUCCGCAGCACCGGGCGCAGAGGCCAAGUACCGCAGUACAAGCAGUGGCUCCAGCCUCUUCAGCCCUAGCAGCCAGCUGUUUCCGUCGUCACGGCUACGCUACGGCAUGUCGGACGUGAUGCCCUCGGGGCGCAGCCGCCUGCUGGAGGACUUCCGCAACAACCGCUACCCAAACCUGCAGCUGCGCGAGAUCGCUGGCCACAUCAUGGAGUUUUCCCAGGACCAGCAUGGCUCCAGGUUUAUCCAGCUGAAACUGGAGCGCGCCACCCCAGCGGAGCGUCAGCUUGUCUUCAGCGAGAUCCUGCAAGCAGCCUACCAGCUCAUGGUGGACGUCUUUGGCAAUUACGUCAUCCAGAAGUUCUUUGAGUUUGGCAGCCUGGAGCAGAAGCUGGCACUGGCGGAGCGCAUCCGCGGUCACGUUCUCUCCCUGGCGCUGCAGAUGUACGGCUGCAGAGUGAUCCAGAAAGCCCUGGAGUUCAUCCCGUCCGAGCAGCAGGUCAUCAGCGAGAUGGUGCGCGAACUGGACGGUCACGUGCUCAAGUGCGUCAAGGACCAGAACGGGAACCAUGUGGUCCAGAAGUGCAUCGAGUGCGUCCAGCCUCACGCCCUGCAGUUCAUCAUUGAUGCCUUCAAGGGCCAGGUCUUUGCUCUGUCCACCCACCCGUACGGCUGCAGAGUGAUCCAGCGCAUCCUGGAGCACUGCCUUCCCGAGCAGACGCUGCCCAUUCUGGAGGAGCUGCACCAGCACACAGAGCAGCUCGUACAGGACCAGUAUGGUAACUACGUCAUCCAGCACGUCCUGGAGCACGGCCGCGCCGAAGACAAGAGUAAGAUCGUGGCAGAGAUCCGUGGCAACGUAUUGACUCUGAGCCAACACAAGUUUGCCAGCAAUGUGGUGGAGAAGUGCGUGACUCACGCGUCGCGGGCCGAGCGUGCCAUGCUGGUGGACGAGGUGUGCAGCGCCAGCGACGGGCCCCACAGUGCCUUAUACACCAUGAUGAAGGACCAGUACGCCAACUACGUGGUACAGAAGAUGAUUGACGUGGCCGAGCCGACGCAGCGCAAGAUCGUCAUGCACAAGAUCCGCCCCCACAUUGGCACCCUGAGGAAAUACACCUAUGGCAAGCACAUCCUGGCCAAGCUGGAGAAGUACUACAUGAAGAACGGAGUGGACCUGGGCUCCAUCUGUGGCCCCCCCAACGGCAUUAUGUAAACCCCGCCCCCUCUACCCAGCCCCCCCACCUGGUUCCUGUCCACCUGCUCUUACCCCUUCUGUCUCGUAGGCUGUCCUGCCCUGACCAGCCUGCUGCCCACCUCCCAUAAUCCACCUCUGGGGGGGGGGAUGGGGGCGCGCCGGCCCAUUGUACAUAGGAGGUUUGGUGCGCUGCUCUGUGCGCAUAGGAGGCAAGGGAGAUGGGCGGGGCCCACACUGGCCCCGCCCACAUUCAUAGCUCUCUAUCGUAUGACGUUUUUUUCGGCUACUGCUCGUGGCAGAAACUAAGUUUAGUUUCAUUUUAUUGUACUAAAGUAGAGGAGAAACCUUUAAUUUCCUUCGACAUUAACUCACUUUGAAGAUCACUGAACUGAUAGCUGAAGCGCUACUUUCCUGACGUGCUCUUUUUCCCUUUUCGGUAACAUAAAGCAGACAUUUUGAUUAUUUAGCAUGGGAGAACUUUUUGGUCUUGCUUCUAUAAAUAUAUAGUGUAUACUUGGUGUAGACUUUUGCUUAUAUAUAUAUAUAAAUAUAUAUAAAUAUAAAAACUUUGUAGUUUUUUCCUGGUUUUUUGAUGUUAAAUCUGUAUCUAUAAUGUAUCCUAGUAGUGAACACAUAUACUUCUGAUUGUAUAAUUGUACAUUUGUAAACCACCUGUAAUGUAAAUGUGGAAAACUUGGAAUUGCUUAUACAACCCUUUUCGUAUGAAGAAAAAAUGCAACAAAAAAAAUUAGGAACCUGUGCAUUUCAGUGUAUAUUCACUUUUUUGGUUGUGGCAUAGUUGUUGUAUAUUGUAAAUUGUAAUAUCAAUUUUUUGUUUUGAAAAGCCCUUUCUAUACAGCAUAGUACUUGUACAAAGAACAGAAAUGCUUCAUGGUUUUAAUGUGUCACUACUUGAUUUGAACUAAAGCGAUGAUUCCCAGAUGCUCAAAGAUCAUUGUUUAGGUAGUGACUUGUUUUUUUAUUCGGUAUUUUUGAGUAAUGGUUUCCCAUUUCCUGAGGUUCAGAGAGAUGCUGUGUGUAAUACAGAAGACCUAGAUUACUUCCCAUCAUGCCACCUUGGGACCUUCUUGCGUUUUGUACAAAGAUGGGCAUCCGCAUUCUCGUGUCGACUUGUAAGUGAUUGUAACAUACUGUCUAUUUUCUCCUUGUUGAAAUACAGAUUUGAACACUAUGCGGUGUACAUUUCCGGAAGCCUUGUGUAUAUUUCCAAAUGGACUUUUUUUCCAGCUCACUUGUAACCAUAUGUGUAUAGUAAACAAAAUCCUGUGUUUGCUUAUUUGCCUGGGCAACUAUUUUUUGUAACUCUUGUUGUAGAUUGUCU
Molecule: messenger RNA, 5009 nt
Organism: Scleropages formosus (Asian bonytongue)
Lineage: Eukaryota; Metazoa; Chordata; Actinopteri; Osteoglossiformes; Osteoglossidae
Gene: pum1
Product: pumilio RNA-binding family member 1
Exons: 22
Coding region: 59-3685 (1208 amino acids)
Biological process (GO): regulation of mRNA stability; miRNA processing
Cellular component (GO): cytosol; cytoplasm
Molecular function (GO): mRNA 3'-UTR binding
Source: RefSeq, a predicted model, not a curated record